ACUGCUUUCACUUACGUUCGACUGGCGAACACCAGUUUGGGCGAAGCUCUGUUGCUGUGUUGGUGAAUUCCGUGUGUUACGUGUUAUCGAAAUAAAUUUUUCGUACGUGCCAACAAGGAAUCGAAAAUCCGUACUCGAGAGACAGAUUAGCUAUGGAUUUCCGCGAAUCUGUCUCUCGUGUGCAGAAAUAUGGCUUCCCCCUUGAAAAAAACGCAUCUUGGUGGCUUAUAGACUGAGUUAUCACUUCAUGGGGAUUAAUAUAAUGGCCGCUGCUGAUGGAAACUGCAUUGAAAGUCGACCCAUCAGUCCCUAUCCAACACUUCGCUCUGUCUCGUAACUUUUUCAUCGCUUGGCAGCAUCGAAACGCAUCUCGUCAGGCCCUGUGGGGCAAAGCUCCUUCGGACCCACGGACAGUUCUCGCCCCACCAUCACAGUUCGACGCCCUACGAAGCAAGAUACAUCACCUCAAAUCCGAAAUUGUCAGUCUGAUCGCUCAAGACAUGGAACUUUUUGAACAACUAUUCGCUCUGCAGGAGGAAAUACUGGAACUCAGAGAACAGCUUGAGUGCUGUCCAAGUUCCGAUGAGUCAUCGUCACCUUACGACUCGCCGUGUUCAACUCUGUCCAGCCUCAGCUCAAGUGAAAAUGGCCGUAAGUGCCCCAAGCAUUCUCGAAGUUUCGUGAGACAUCAAGUCUCAUACCCACCGAUAAGACUUAAUCGUUCGCAGAGAAUAAAAGCUAGCAGUCCCCAGCAUGGUUAUCAGGAUUCAUACGACUCGGGAAUUCACACUUCAGACCACGAGAUAUUUGUGUAGUACGUAAGAAUAUACGAGAACAGCUCACAUAUUGUGUUUAUUAUUCAGUUCAAAAUAAAUAAAUAAAUAAAUAAAUAAAUAAAUGAACGGCAAAUUGUAAAA
Molecule: messenger RNA, 917 nt
Organism: Zootermopsis nevadensis
Lineage: Eukaryota; Metazoa; Arthropoda; Insecta; Blattodea; Termopsidae
Source: RefSeq, a predicted model, not a curated record